AUGUCGACUCAAAGAGAAGCUGUCAAUCCUCUGAGGCCGUACUAUAUCCCUCCCUCAAUUGGAGCCCCCGCUGAGACAGCCGCCAAGUCGAGCCCUAGCCCAAACCCAUUCCCAGAUGGACGACAUGUGACUGCCGCUGGUGAACGAUAUGCCUCCAAGGCACGCGAUAUCCUCUCCGAUCUCGAAUACAAUGAUUACCUAGGCGACACCUCGCCGUCUAUGGUCCAGAAUGCGAAGAGCCUUAUCGACGAGCUGCUAUGGAAAUACAGCUCGGUUCUUAUGGCCCAGCCAUUCGAGGUAGCAAAGACCUUGUUGCAGGUUCGAAACCAAGAUGAAAAUGCUGUAUAUGGACUUCCCGCGGAGCCAGAGCCCCCUAAGAAGCCGGUCUCUCCGCCGAGAAGCUCCAUGUAUGAUUUUAGAGACUCGGACUCUGAGGGCGAAGAGCCUAAUUACUUUUCAUCGAAUAUCCCCUCAACACCUCACGAAUCCCCAUGGGGUUCAAGCUCUCUACGAGAGCCAUCGCCUGUAAAGAAGCCGGCUAUCCCAGAACACUACCUUCAACUCCGACGCCCAGAUUCGAUUCUCGAGGUAAUCGGUCAGCUAUGGUCCAAGGAAGGUGCUUGGGGAGUGUGGAAGGGAUCAAAUGCCACAUUCCUUUACACAGUGUUGCAGUCUUUGCUGGAAAACUGGGGCCGAAGCUUUCUCAGUGCGAUUUUCAAUGUCCCAGACAUGGGUGUUAGAGAAGACAUUGAUCGAAUGAUUGAUAUCGCUUCGCCCUACCCUUGGGCGUCUCUUUUUGUUGCUGCCGCCGCAGCUGUUGCCACAGGACUUGUCCUGUCGCCAUUGGACUUGGUCCGAACUAGACUUAUUGUCACCCCGAGCUCAAACGGUCAGCGCAGGACGCUGGCUACCCUCAGAAACCUCCCCUCCUACCUCUGCUCCUCGAUGCUGGUAGUCCCAACCGUUCUCAACUCCUUGAUCCACCCUCUUAUCACACUCUCCACACCUCUUGUUCUCCGAACUCAGUUCAUGAUCGAUAGCCAAGUCUCACCCAUGGCUUUCUCCAUCUCCAAAUUCAUUGCUUCAUCGUCAGCGAUCCUUCUCAAGUUGCCCAUUGAGACUGUCCUUCGACGUGGACAAGUCUCGCUCCUGUCGAGCCAGGAAUACGUACAGGCACUCAGCCCCGGACAGCCAUUCACCACUAUCAUUCCUCCCGGACGUUACGAAGGCACCUUCGGCACCAUGUUCCACAUUGUUAACGAAGAAGGAACUCACGAGGCUCCCGUUUCGGCGCAAGCUGCAGCAAAGAAGGGCAAGGUAAAGACUAAGGGUGUCGCUGCCACAGUCUACAAGGGCCAGGGCCGUGAGGGACUGUGGAGAGGCUGGAAGGUCAACUGGUGGGGUCUCGUUGGUCUCUGGACUGCGAGUGUGGUAGGCCACGGUGGAGAGGGCGAGUUUUAA
Fusarium pseudograminearum CS3096 is the source of this 1461-nucleotide messenger RNA. RefSeq lists its product as uncharacterized. Lineage: Eukaryota; Fungi; Ascomycota; Sordariomycetes; Hypocreales; Nectriaceae. The coding region runs from base 1 to 1461 and encodes 486 amino acids. The record is from RefSeq and is a predicted model, not a curated record. The transcript has 3 exons.